Olea europaea var. sylvestris is the source of this 939-nucleotide messenger RNA. RefSeq names its product putative phosphatidylglycerol/phosphatidylinositol transfer protein DDB_G0282179. The coding region runs from base 1 to 627 and encodes 208 amino acids. Gene Ontology annotation, biological process: intracellular sterol transport. Gene Ontology annotation, molecular function: sterol binding. The transcript is spliced from 6 exons. NCBI's taxonomy places the organism in Eukaryota, Viridiplantae, Streptophyta, Magnoliopsida, Lamiales, Oleaceae. The record is from RefSeq and is a predicted model, not a curated record.
AUGGGAUACGGAGAAGAGAACGCAAGGCAGAAAAGAUAUACUGUGCUGCUGUUUUUUCACCUCUUUUUUCCGCUGCAAAUUUGUUAUAUCUCUAAAUUCUCUUCUAUGUUGUUAGAUGUCACGUAUAUGGUUAGUAGGGGUGGAACUGUAAAAGAAAACGAUUAUGCUAUGCUCAAGAAAGUUCCCCAUUAUUUUCUCCACUCUUGGGUGACUAAAUGUGCAUCAUCGAUUUGUUGUGGUGGAAUUGCAGAUAAGAAGGCUAACUAUGAUGUUAAGGUCAGUGGAGUCGAGAUAACUCCUUUCCCUAUUUCUAGAGGCAAAGAGACCACCUUCAGCAUUGCUGCAUCUUCUGAUAGGGCAUUCUCUGGUGGGAAACUUACAAUUGAUGUUUCAUAUUUUGGAUUUCAUGUCCAUGGUGAGACCCAUGACCUCUGUGCAAAGACGGCCUGUCCAGUUUCUGUGGGUGAUUUUGUGAUUUCGCAUUCCCAAUCUUUACCUGGAAUUACCCCACCCGGUUCGUACACUCUUAAAAUGUCAAUGGUGGAUGAGAACAAGAAGCAAUUGACUUGCAUUACUUUCUACUUCAGCAUUGGGCUUACGGCAUCAGAAACUUUGGCUUCCAGUUAAGUGCUCUCGAGGAUUCGCUCCAUCGAAUUCCAGGCUUUAGAUGUAAAUAAAAAGUUUCUAUUCCUGAUGGAAUAAACCUCGUAUCUGUCAAUCCUGAUUAAUCCUUUUUCUUUAUUGAGACUGUUUACAAUUUCCACUUACGAGCUUUCUUGAGAACAUCUCGAAAUCAAGUGGGCACUUACCGUUUGUUUCCUAAACUAACAGUUCAUGUAAAAUUUAUAUAAAAAUAAAUUAUUGUGGUGUAUUGAUGGCGGUGGAUGGAAACAAUCUUUAAUUUACAUGCAGGAUUGAAGUAUCCAAGGCCUUAAUCAA